This is a messenger RNA of Vanrija pseudolonga, 645 nucleotides long. RefSeq lists its product as uncharacterized. Lineage: Eukaryota; Fungi; Basidiomycota; Tremellomycetes; Trichosporonales; Trichosporonaceae. The record is from RefSeq and is a predicted model, not a curated record. Bases 1 to 645 code for a protein of 214 amino acids. The transcript has 5 exons.
AUGGACAGCAACCCGUCUGUGACAGCGACAACGGUGAUCCCCGGCCGCCUUUGGCAGCCCCCGGUGGGCGCCAGCUGGCAGAUCGUUCUUAGUCAGUCAAUUGUUGCCAGCGACGUCCCGACUAUCACUCCUGAUGUCGACGUCUACGACGUCGACCUCUUCGACACGCCGCCUGAGACCAUUGCCGCGCUGCAUGCCCGCGGCAAGCACGUCGUGUGCUCAUAUGAGGCCUGGCGCACCGACGCGGCCAGGUUUGACAACGGCGACCUCGGAAGCGCGCUCAAGGGCUGGCAGGGCGAGAACUGGGUCAAGACCGGCAGCCCGACGGUGCGCGCCGUCAUGACCAGCCGUAUCCAGCUCGCCGCGAGCAAGGGCUGCGACGCCCAUCGACCCGGAAAACGUCGACGCCUAAACUGUGUCGAGUUCCUCGCCAGCACCGCCGCGGGCUACAAGAUGUCGAUCGGGCUCAAGAACGCCGGCGACAUCAUCCCUAGCGUGCUCUCUUCCGUCGGCUUCUCGGUCAACGAGCACUCCGAGCUCAACGCUGCCUGCAACUCGUCUGGCACCAAGGGCUUCAGCACUGUCAUCAAGAAGAUGAGCCUCGACAAGUGGGUUCAGUACUGCAACGACCAGAAGGCAAACUAG